CCUCCCGCCGCUGACUGGGAGAAUGCCCGUGUUGUACUGACAGAAACGAUACGGGCUCAGCAGACAUGGAGGCCCGAUUAACGCCACAGGCCCGCUCGGACAGCCCUGAGCUCGACUAGCGCGGUCCCCGCAGAAGGAAUACGGCGACAUUUUGGAAACUUUCACGGUUUCAACAUCACUUUCCCAAGGGAACCAUGUUGGUACGCACGCAGAGUGGAUUUUGAGUGGAUCUGAACGAUGUGAUCGCUGGUUUAGAAAGCGCUAAAAUCACGAUUAAAGGUGAAGAAGGAUAGGCAGUGAGGAAAGGGCGACGUUUCAGCAAACCAACCCAAGUAUUUCUUCUCAAGUGUUACUAUACCCCCUUCCCCUUCCCCUCUACCCCUUUCCCUCCUCCUACUGGACUUGUGAACCCCCUACUUCUGAAAACUGUACAACUUCUGCACACAUCCUGUCUCGCUCAACCCUCCUUGCCAAUGGAUCAGAGGACACAGGGGGGGCCCACCACGCCACCCCCUCUCCCUGCAAAUGCUCUGCCGGUGGAGCGUGAGAAGGAGGGAGUAGGUGGCCAGAAAGAGGAUGAGGAGGACAAGAGAAAGCGAGAGAAGGACAGGGAGGGGGUGCCAGCCAACCUUUGCAACCCUGAGAAUGGCCCUGGUGACCCGCAGCAACAGUCUCCACAGUUCUCUGUCAAGGAAACCAGCUAUUCAGAGGGCAAUGUCAAGCUUAAGAUAGGCCUGCAGGCUAAACGAAUGAAGAAACCCCCUAAAAUCCUAGAGAACUAUGUAUGCCGACCAGCUUUUCGAGCAACUGUUCGACACGGGACCCGAGGAGGGGGGCGUGGAAAUCGUCGGGGAGGAUCAAAUGAUGGUAGUGGCAACACUCCUAGUCCAACCCAUGUUAAAGAAGCAGAAAAGGGCCCCACCGUUAACCAAGGAGCGCCACAGUCCUCAGGUGUUCCUGCUGCUACUGCCUUCGCAUCUUCUCUUCCUCCUCCCACUUCCACCAGCACUUCCCCUCCUGUGAAUGGGAGUGCAUCAGCUAAACGAGGUCCUCCAAAGCUGGCCUGCAAAUCAGAAGGAAAGGCAGAUGUGAAAAGUAUUGCACCUUCAGAGAGACCCCUUAAUUUGCACGGUUCUUUAGCAGACAGCAAAUCACACUCCUCUGGAAAGAAGGGCCUAGUGUCCCAGUCUAACCCUUCAGCCCCUUCUCCACCGGCUCCUUCCCCCACUUCAUCAACCACACAAGACACCAAGAUGGAUGGAGUUUCAAAGAGCCCUGAGUACUCAUACACCGAUAAUCAGAAGGAACAAGAGAGAGGAGUUCAAAGCUGGGGAGCACCUACAGUCACAGAAAAACUUGCGCAGCUCAUAGCCACCUGCCCACCUACAAAGUGUCCUAAGCCUAAACCCCGCAAAGUGUCCCCAGCAUCAUUAAAUAGUAGUUCUCCUCCCUUGGUUACCAAUUUGCAGCGACCUGAGAGAAAUAGGAACACUUAUUCCAGAGCAGUUCACCUUGCUCCUCCUCCCCCUGUUUCUCGGCCUCCAGGCCGCCCGUAUGGUUCUAGAAACAAAGACAGUAUCCUGGAGAAGCUAUCAAGCAUACCAAGAAAAGAGGAUGCUGAUGGACUUUCAAAGGGGAUUAUAGGUAGCAACAGUCCCACCUCUGUUCCAGCUGUAUCAUAUGGUAACAGCCGCUUUACAAACAUUACAAAUGAUAGCAACGACAACAAUAACAGCAGUGUAUUGAAAUCACAGUCUCGUCUUGGGCACUGCCCUUCUUAUUCCUCCACACCUACUCUCUCCACCUCCACAUCCUCUUUAGAGAGGUUAGGGAGUGGGAGCAGCCACCAGGGAACACCUGCCUCAACUGGCUCUCGAAUUAGAGCGAGCCCCUCACAAACAGAAGAGAACAUGGAGAGAGAGAAAGAAUGGGACAAAGACACUGAUAAUCCUAGAGACUUAAGCAAAAGUCCUUCAGCAACAGUAUCAGGGAAACAAGACACUAAAGAGAAGCUGCCUGUGUCCGUACCUCGAGGUGAUCGGGGAAAGAGCUCAAGUCCAGCCAAGCGAAGUCCUGCUCAGGAAAGUCGUACUGCUGGAGAAUCAAGCCCUAUUGAAUCCACCAAACACCAAACUGCGUCUCAUUCUAACACUUCCAGUAUAAGCAGCAGCAGCAGCAGCCCAGCAGCACUUUGUGAUGAUCCUGCAUCUCCUGGAUCUCCUGCCUCACCAGCAGAACAGGACUCAAAGCCCCUGAAAAAACGCAGAGGUCGUAGGCCUCGCUGGACGAAGGCGGUCAGUCGUGCACACAGGCCGUUGCAAGACACAGUUUCUUGUCAGUCUAAACCCACCACACCACUGGAUUCAGAUUUUACUUCUUUACAAACAAUGCGACGGCCUGUGGGAAGGCCGCCCAAUGCUAAUCGUGUACCAUCUGUUGUCUCCCAACUCUUUGAAUCUCAACCCAAGAAAAGGGGCCGCCCUAAGUCCAAAAUGCCAAGGCUUGAUGCACCUGCACGUGGUCGACCACCUCUCAAGGCAGCCCCCUCAAAAGUCUACUCCAUGCUUAAGUCCAAAGAGGAACAGGAUCCCCCUGUCUUGCACCCAGAGGUGGAUCUGAACCCUCCUAAACCCAUGCCAAGGAAACGAGGGAGACCGAAGCGCUUGCCACCAACUCUACCACAGGAGACCCAGCCACCAACACUAGCUCCAGAGUCAGGGGAUGCUGAAUCAGGUGACAAGGGCUUUCGCAACAAGGGCAAUGGGCAGCUUAUAAUGAAGACAAUUAUUGGCAAGAUAAACAAGAUGAAGACAGUUAAGCGGAAGCGGUUCCUUAGUCAGAUCCUUUUAGGACCAGGCUCGGGACCUGAUCCAGAAGUUCCUAAAAGCACAGUUCCCUCAGGAACUGCAACUACUACAACACAGUCUCUCUCAUCACUUGCUGCAACCUUUGGUGGAAAACUGGGACCUCAGAUCAAUGUAAGCAAAAAGGGGACAAUAUACAUGGGUAAAAGGAGGGGCCGUAAACCAAAAAUGCCAAGCAACCCAUUACCAGGUGCUCCUACGCCACCACCUGAACCUUUCUUGUCCCCAAACACCUCCUCCCCUCAUCACUCUCAUCAGGCAUCUCAAGGUUCACAAAACCAGCAGCAUCAGGUGCCUCCUUCUGAUAUUUUCCCCUCCCCAUCGCUUUCCCAGUCCAGUGGUGGCCAAAGCCCCAUUAGUGAUGCUAGCUUUGUUGAACCAGGUUCAGUGCAUUUCAUGACCCAUCCACACUGCAGCCACUCCCAUCAAAACCACCACCCAUUUUCUUUUACCCCACCAACGUUUUCAGCACCCUCUCCUCGUACACUUGGAGGAACCACAUCUGCACACUCCUCACAAAAGAAGCCUUCUUGCAGAGGCCAUCACCAUCAUCACCACCACUACCGGCAGCACUACCAUUAUCAUAAGCUCUCGCCUCCCAGGCCGCUAUUGCCCACAUCCCCUGCUCCCCUUAGUGAAUUGAAGGAAGCUACACCUUCACCUGUUAGUGAGUCACACAGUGAGGAAACUGUGCCUAGUGACAGUGGCAUUGGAACAGAUAACAACAGCACAUCAGAUCGUGGCGAGAAAGGUGGGAGUGCCAGUGGCUUAACUGGAGUUGGGGUUCCACAGGGUUUGACUAGUGGACUACUAAUACCUGGCUUAAUGGGGUCAUCAGUAGGUGCUGGUGUAGGACUUAACCCCAGAGCCAGUAGGAGGCAUUCGUCAUCAGGGCUUCUUGAUCGCCCCUCACCCACACCAUCACCACUUGGAACAAGGUCAUCACCUGACCCGCGGCGAACACACCCAGUGGCUCCUCCCUCAGCACUAGUUGGCCACAAAGAGAAGCACAAGCAUAAAUGCAAACGACGUGGACAUGGCUGCCCAGGUUAUGACAAGCUGAAAAGGCAAAAACGCAAACGCAAGAAGAAGUACCUGCAGCUGCGUUCACGGAGACAGGAUCCUGACUUCCUGGCUGAGCUGGAUGAGAUUUGUGUGCAGCUUAGUGAAAUACGAAUUUCCCACCGCACACCCGCCCUUCGUUUGGGCAGUAGCUUGGGUCUGGGAGCCGGUCCAGCUGGCGUAAACCGUGGGGCUGGCUUGGCUAGUGCCAGAGCAGGCAGUAGCAUUGGAAGUGGAACCAACCCCCCACCUCAUCAUUAUUUGCAUAGAGACCUUUUACCCACUAUCUUCCGGAUCAACUUUAGUGGUUACUAUUCCCCCCACCCAGCCUACCCAUGUGAUUCUCUGCACUAUGUUCGUAAGCCUGAUCUCAAGAAAAAACGUGGAAGGCCCCCAAAGCUACGGGAGUCAAUGUCAGAGGUGCCUUUUGUUCCUGGGCUUGGGUUCCCCCUCUCUAGCGGAGGGUUCUAUCACCCAUCUUAUGGUGUUCCAUAUUCCUCUGCCCCUCUUGGACUUGGCUAUUACCGGGGUUAUCCCCCAGCCAGUGCACUAUACCCUCACCCCCAUCAUCAGGCUCCACAUUCGAGCCAGUCGCAUCAUGGACAUCAUUCGCCUUCCUUUCCUCCUCCUCCUUCAUAUGUUCAUCAUCAUCACCCAUCUCACCUGCUUCUUAACCCUUCCAAGUUCCACAAAAAGAAGCAUAAGCUGCUAAGACAGGAGUAUAUUGGUGGGGGUCGUUCACCAGUGCUUUAUCCUGCUAUGUCCUCUGAAUUGUCAUUCGGCUGGCAUCACAAGCACAAGCACAGGCAUAAGCAUCGUGACCGUUGUGGAGAGGAAGAGGGUGAUGAUGGUGCAGGUACAGGAGGUGGAGGAGGUGGAGGAGGGAGAAGUGGAGGUGAGAGCUUGGGGACAGGACGAGGUGAGCGAGGGAGAAGAGGAGGGAGCCUAGAAUCUCUUCAGCGUUGUGGAUAUGGUCGGGAUGGCUCGGCUGACUCCAGCGCUAACAAACAGGCAGCUGCCACCUCUGGCAACUCCCCCUCGUCUUCAUCGUCAUCCUCAGCGGAAAGAUACAAACGCAAAGAAGCCUCUGUGUCUUGUCUAGGCCCUUCACGGCUAUCUUUGGGACGAGGGAGUAGGGGACAUCACCCUGCAGACUCCUGGUUCAGGAUUGGCAGCUCUGAUGUUGAUUACUCCAAGCUCUCACGUAACCAGGUUCUCAACCAGGGUGCGUUCUCUGAUGGACAUGUGCAAGACUCAAUAGGGUGCUCAGAUAGUGAGGAGGAAGAUCCUACUUCAGCUAACGAAGAAGAGGAUUCAGGAUCCCACCACACAAACCUGUUUGCGUCUGCUCUUACUCGGAACUCUCUUAAGGGUAAUCGGGGCAGGAAAGGUGGGAGCUCUGAAGGCUCCGGUCUGAUACGAUUGGAUAAAUCUCUGAGGAAGGAUCGUUCCACGUCUGCUGAGAGGAGAGAGUCUGGAAACUGUAGUGCUCAGACACGUGGGGGCCAUUCAGGUAUGCCUGAGUGUUCAGAGGCUCCUCUCCAUCGUCACCAUCACCACCCUGCCCUGCCCCUCUCCCACGCCCUCUCAUGUCUCCCCCACCUCAGCCUGGAACAGCCUGGCGGUGGCAUGGCACCCCGCCCCUCCAGCCGUCAAACGAGUCCAUCUACACGCCCCUCCCAACCUGCAUGCUGCCUUGACUCUUCCCCCUCACACCUCUCCCACCGCUCAGCUCCGCCUCCUCACAAGAACAACCUGCAUCAUGUCAACAAGAUACUGCGUGCCAAGAAGCUGCAGCGACAGGCACGCACCGGCAACAACGUGGUGAAGAAAAGGGGUCCGGGGCGGCCCCGCAAACACCCGCUACCUUCUCCUCCACCAUCUCCCCCGCCUUCAGUCCCUGAACUAGAGAACCACUCUUCUCUCGCAAAGCACAGAGCGAGCUGGGAAGGAGACACGGUCAUUGAUGCCAUCGAGUCUGUUGUACAGGGUCAAAAACGAAAGAGCCGGAAGAGGAAGCAGUGGGAGAGAGAAAGAGAUGAAAACGAAGAGGAUGAGGAAGAGGUUGAAGACGAUAGGGAGGAGGAAGAUGAGGAAGAGGAGACAAGAGGGCCUGAGACCAGAGAGGAAGAGGUGGUAGCUGCAAGAGCACGACCGACAGGUGGGACGGGAUGGCUGACGCAAGAGCAGUGUUUCCAGAGUGCCGUGGAGGGUAAAUCUGAUGGCCACUCCUCCCCUGAAUGUACAGGUCCAGCCCCUGAAGAACAACCUCCCCCUACACCAAUUCCUAAUCCGCGGGAAAAAAGAGCUGCUAGACCACCUAAAAAGAAGUUCCAGAAGGCGGGGCUUUAUUCAGAUGUGUAUAAAACUGAUGAUCCUCGAAGUCAGCUGCUACAAUUAAAAAAGGAGAAAUUGGAAUAUAUUCCAGGUGAACACGAGUAUGGCCUUCUUCCUGCUCCCAUUCAUGUUGGGAAGUACUUGAGACAGAAGCGCAUUGAUUUCCAGUUGCCUUACGACAUCCUGUGGCUUUGGAAACAUGACCAGCUCUAUAAGAGACCGGAUGUGCCUCUUUACAAGAAAAUUCGAUCCAAUGUAUAUGUGGAUGUGAAACCUCUUUCUGGCUAUGAAGCCACUACCUGUAACUGCAGGCUCCCAGAGGACCACAGUGAUAAGGGCUGCUUGGAUGAUUGCCUGAACAGGAUGAUCUUUGCUGAGUGUUCUCCUAGCACUUGUCCGUGUGGUGAGGAAUGUGAUAACCAGCGUAUUCAAAGGCAUGAGUGGGUGCAGUGUCUGGAGCGCUUCCGAACAGACGGGAAGGGCUGGGGCAUCCGAACAAAGGAGCCACUCCGUUCUGGACAGUUCAUCAUUGAAUACUUAGGCGAAGUGGUCAGUGAACAGGAGUUCAGGAGUCGGAUGAUGGAGCAGUACUUCGCUCACAGUGGCCAGUACUGUUUAAACCUAGACAGUGGCAUGGUGAUUGACAGCUAUCGCAUGGGCAAUGAGGCUCGCUUCAUCAAUCACAGCUGUGAGCCCAACUGUGAGAUGCAGAAGUGGUCGGUGAAUGGGGUGUACAGGAUUGGUCUGUUUGCUCUGAAAGAUAUGGACAAUGGGACAGAGUUAACCUACGACUACAAUUUCCACUCUUUCAACACUGAAGAACAGCAAGUCUGUAAGUGUGGCUCUGAAGGUUGCCGGGGUAUCAUUGGUGGCAAAAGUCAACGAAUCAAUGGCCUCCCUGGCAAAGCAGGAGGGUCAGGAGGCGGAGCCAAGAGGCUUGGCAGAUUAAAAGAGAAACGGAAAUCAAAACACCAGCUAAAAAAACGGGAGGAGGAGUCAAGUGACAGCAGUAAAUUUUACCAGCAUCUUUUGAUGAAGCCCAUGUCUAACAGAGAGAGGAACUUUGUGCUGAAGCACCGGGUGUUUCUACUGCGAAACUGGGAGAAAAUGAGGGAGAAGCAGGAGCUGCUAAAGAGGGAGGGAGAAAGGGAGCGAGAGAGGGAAAGUACCAGCCUCUCCCCUUACGCACGCUGGGGAAGCGUCAUCCGGGACGACGGAAACAUCAAGUCAGACGUGUUCCUGACGCAGUUCUCUGCGCUUCAGACCUCUCGUUCCGUGCGAACGCGCAGACUUGCCGCUGCAGAAGAGAAUACAGAAGUCACCCGCACAGCACGACUCGCACACAUCUUUAAAGAGAUCUGUGACAUGAUCACCAGCUACAAAGAUUCAGCUGGACAGACCCUUGCUGCUCCCCUGCUUAAUUUGCCUUCUAGAAAGAGGAACACGCAGUACUAUGAGAAAGUGUCCGACCCUCUGGACCUUAGUACCAUAGAGAAGCAGAUCCUCACCGGACAUUACAAAACCGUGGAGGCCUUUGAUGCAGACAUGCUUAAAGUAUUCCGCAAUGCUGAGAAAUACUAUGGCCGCAAGUCGCCGGUGGGUCGGGAUGUGUGCAGGCUGCGGAAGGCUUACUAUGGCGCUCGGCAUGAGGCCGCUGUCCAAAUUGACGAGAUUGUGGGUGAGACGGCCAGCGAGGCGGACAGCUCCGAUUCUUUGGAGCGCGACCAGGCACACCACCAUCACCACCAUGGGCCUGGUGGCCACGACAAGGACGACGAUGUCAUCCGCUGCAUCUGUGGCAUGUACAAGGACGAAGGCCUAAUGAUCCAGUGUGAGAAAUGCAUGGUCUGGCAGCAUUGUGACUGCAUGCGUCUGGAGGCGGAGGUGGAGCAUUAUCUUUGUGAGCAGUGUGAUCCUCGCCCAGUGGAUAGGGAGGUCCCCAUGGUGCCUCAGCCCAGUUACGCCCAGUCAGGCUCCAUCUACUAUAUAUGUCUGCUCCGAGAUGAGCUGCUGCUACACCAAGGUGACUGUGUUUACCUGAUGAGGGACAGCAGACGCACUCUAGAGGGCCAGCCUGUGCGUCAGUCCUACCGUCUUCUGUCCCAUGUCAACAGAGACAAACUGGACAUCUUCCGCAUUGAGAAGCUCUGGAAAAAUGAAAAGGGUGAAAGAUUUGCCUUUGGUCAUCAUUACUUCCGCCCUCAUGAGACUCACCAUUCGCCCUCGCGCCGCUUCUACCAUAAUGAGCUGUUCCGAGUGCCUCUCUAUGAGAUAAUUCCUCUGGAAGCGGUGGUGGGCACAUGCUGCGUUCUGGACCUGUACACCUACUGCAAAGGUCGGCCGAAAGGUGUGAAAGAGCAGGACGUGUACAUCUGUGAUUACCGGCUGGACAAGUCUGCUCACCUUUUCUACAAGAUCCACCGCAACCGCUACCCAGUCUGCACUAAACCGUACGCCUUCAACCACUUCCCUAAAAGGCUUGCACCCAAGAGGGACUUUUCGCCUCACUAUGUGCCAGAUAAUUACAAGAGGAAUGGCGGCCGGGCAGCCUGGAAGAGCGAGCGAUCCAAAGGGUCUGUGGCCUGCGACGAAGAAUCCUCCCCCAGCGUGUCAUGUGACCAGCUGCCCGUGGCCUUCUCCAGAGACACGGAAGGAAGUGGAGGAAGAAGAGCAGAAGGAGAAGUGGACCGAGCGCAUGAGGACUCCUCCACCCCAAUGACUUCGCUAGUGCCACCACAGGAGCGCACGAGAUCUGCUGAAGAGGAGGAUGAGGACGAUGAAGAAGAGGUAGACGAGGAAGAGGAGAGAAGGGAGAUGGAUGAGGGCACCGUGGAGAGGGGAGGAGGCAUGGAAGUGUUGGAGCCCCACACCUCUUUGUCUCUCUCUCCAUCACCCCUGCACCACCCUGUUUUAGGAAGAAGGGAGGCACAGAGGGACCGACUGAAUAAGAUCCUGCUGCACCUGCUCCAUCGGGCACCCAGCAAAAAUGCGAUAGACGUGACUUAUCUUUUGGAGGAGGGCUCCGGACGGCGGCUGCGCAGACGAACGCUUGGACUGAGCGACUUUGUGAUUAGGAAGUGAUGCUGUCAACUUUGCCUGACAAACACAUCUCCCUCUUUCUUGCCCAGCAAAAAAAAGAAACAAGUUUUAAAAAAAAGAUAUGCAGGAGGCUGAUAAAAAAACAGCUAAGAGAGGGAGUAAGGUGUGAGAGGAGAGUCCCUCCCUUUAAUACUCCUGUCCUUUUGUUCGCUGUCUUCGUAAAGGAGAUUGAAAGAACAGACUAGACUAGCUCAAAUGCAUAGGACACACGGCUUCUGCUAGCAGUGAGAGAAUCCUGUUAUCACCUUGAUGCGUUAAAAAAGUAUGAUGCAAAGACUCAAGUGUUAAAGACUAAAAAAAAAGAAAACAACAUAGGAAAAUGUAAUCCAGAUGCUUUAAACUGAAGAAGUAGAAGGAAAAAAAAUCUAUUUAAGCCUUGAAACUCAAAUGAACUGUCACAUAUGAAAUACAACUGUGCUGACGGUCUAACGGUCUUACGGUUCAGAGGUCAAUAUUUUUGAGGCAGCAUGUGGUACUACAUACAGUGUAAGGCCUCACAGACUAGGCCUGUACAGUCUGGGUGAGGGGAUGGACAUGGACAUGGAGGUGGAUUUGAAAGAAGACAAGGAGACCAGUGCCCCCUAGUGGUCAGUAAUGUCAAAUCCACAUCUACAAACAACUGAGAAGAGUAGGAAGGAGGGAAGAGGAGCAACAUAGGAGGUGCAGUGUAGCGCACAUAGACACUGCCCAUAGAGUGGGAUGAGAGAGAGAGGGUGAAGAGGAAGUGAGCAGCAGAGAAAGAGUAAUGGCUAACUGCACUUUUUUUCCUUUGUUUAACGAAUAUGGACAUUGUUCGCUCCCGGAGACAUUCAUACGUAUAAGACACACUAACACUCAACGCAGUAUUGAACAAUGCUGUGAGGUAAAAGCAAAACAAAUUAUUAAGUAUAUCCUCUUUUGUUUGUUUGUUUAAUUGAUUGUUGUUUUUCUGUCAUACUGUAACAUUAGGAAUGGAGCAGGGUGGCAGUUGGCGGGUUGGGAAUUGUUCCUUACUUUGCAAACUCUGAAUUCUGGGAUAUGGGAAAAGACUGGCGGUUAGCUUAGUUUAGCUUAGCUUCUGCCGUCGUAAACGCAGAGACUGGUCUGUGAAGCAGCCAGCCCUGCCCCAUUUUCAAGUGUUUGAUUCACCAGCUCAACAGGAUGGUUAACCAGUGAGGGUGCACUGAAUAACUGUAACGCCUUAGAAUGCCAUGGUCUUGACCUAUCUGUCUGUCUGUGUGUGUGUGUGUGUGUGUGUGUGUGUGGCAAGUGUGUAUGCACGCGUCCAUCACAUUCAUUUUGAACGCUGGCCCAACUGUAUGGAAACAUUUAGAAAGAUAAAAAAAAAGAAAAAAAAGAAAAACAAAAAGGGCUUGACAACCGUUAACAAAAUCGAUGCAUCCGGUGAUGUCACUUUCUGUGAGAGGAAUGUUGUGGAAUGAGUGCGUGUUAUGGGAGUGGAUUUGGAGCGCUACUUUUUACUUUUUGUGAUUAUGAUGAUUAGGUGACCAUGGAUAAUGUUUCUAAAAGAAUUGUGAUGAGAUUUUUUUUUGUUUUUGUUUUUUGCCCCCCGCAUCAGCUUUGUUUUUACAAAGAGAUAUCCCACCCCUUUGAUGGACUGACAGAAAAGAGAGAAAAAAAACUGACAAAGAAAGAAAAAUGUAUAGUGCCAAGCUAUGUAUAUAUACAGACAGGAAUAUGUGAGACAUGUCUCCAAAAGCAAUAUCUUGAUAAUGGAUUUUGUGUAUUGUAUUGUACAGGACUCGACCCUAUAUGUAUUAUUAUUAUUAUUAUUAUUACUACUAUUAUUAUUAUUAUUAUUAUCAUCAUUAUUAAUAUACCAUUUGUAUUGAUAUAAUUGUUCAUUUAAGCUUGGGCUGGAGGACUAACUGGCUGGCGGACGUUACGUAUGUUUCUGGUCAUUGAACAGGAAAAGCUGAGAUCAACUGAAAUCUUAUAGCCCAGAAAAAAAAACAAACGCCCUUUGUUUAUAGCCCUUAAUGGUCAUAGGAGCAUGGUCAGAUGGACUCGGGUAGAAAGCAUUUUGGAUCACAGUGACCCCAGACCUGGCAACUGUCAUUGUAAUUAUUAAUUUGUAACAUUAUUCUAAUUAUUAUUAUUACUUUUGAGGGGGGGAAAGAAAAAAGCUACCCCUCAUUUCUUGCUGCAAAGUGUUGAACACUAAAAAAACAAACCAACAUAAAAAAACAAUAUUUUAGAAGACGAUGGAAACAAAGGAAAAAAACAAAAAGAAAAAAACUGUCAGCUAAAUAUCAUGUUCUUAAUCUUUUUAUUUGUUUUUGUUUUUUUUCCUUAAAGCGGAAAAAAUGGUUCAGUUUUUUGUGAUAGCGGUCAUAAUCAUGAUGCUUGUAUUUCUUGUAUUUGUGUGUUUUUGUGUGAUUUGUUUAGUUAUUUUUAGACAAUCACAAAAAUAACAUGCAAGCAUUGUAUAUGGACAGACUGACAGACAUUUUGUGUUGUGUACAGUUUGUCAAGAUUUCUUCCACUCUGGUUAAAAGUUUGUAAUUAUGAUUCUAAAGUCAUGAAAAUGCUGUUGGUUUUUACUUUUUUUGUUUUAUAUUCUAUUUGUUUUUGUUUUUUUUGUUUGUUUGUUUGUUUUUUAAUAAAAAGCACUACAUUGUUGUGAAUA
Messenger RNA from Astyanax mexicanus (Mexican tetra), 11991 nucleotides. RefSeq names its product ash1 (absent, small, or homeotic)-like (Drosophila) (gene ash1l). Gene Ontology annotation, cellular component: nucleus. Lineage: Eukaryota; Metazoa; Chordata; Actinopteri; Characiformes; Acestrorhamphidae. Bases 474 to 9344 code for a protein of 2956 amino acids. The record is from RefSeq and is a predicted model, not a curated record. The transcript is spliced from 27 exons. Gene Ontology annotation, molecular function: chromatin binding; DNA binding; histone methyltransferase activity.